This is a messenger RNA of Aspergillus saccharolyticus JOP 1030-1, 3571 nucleotides long. Its product is annotated as DNA-directed DNA polymerase delta POL3. Gene Ontology annotation, cellular component: delta DNA polymerase complex. The record is from RefSeq and is a predicted model, not a curated record. The coding region runs from base 112 to 3432 and encodes 1106 amino acids. NCBI's taxonomy places the organism in Eukaryota, Fungi, Ascomycota, Eurotiomycetes, Eurotiales, Aspergillaceae. Gene Ontology annotation, biological process: DNA replication proofreading; nucleotide-excision repair, DNA gap filling; DNA-templated DNA replication. Gene Ontology annotation, molecular function: DNA-directed DNA polymerase activity; nucleotide binding; DNA binding. The transcript has 3 exons.
UGCCGGCCCACAUCUCCCAAACAACCACAUCACAGUCCUACCUCGCGCUUCUCACGGCUGUCACGGCUUUUAAUAGAGAUUUGCAGCUCUUGUUAUAUAUGAGCAGACAAAAUGCCUGAAGCCGUUACCAUGCCCCAGAAGCGGGUUCUGGGCGAGGCAACGAACAACCCUCGCAGCAGCGGUCCGAAGUCGCCGACUGCGCUGAAGAAACGCAAAAUCGAGAAUGGGUCUACUUUCAAGAACAUGCAGGGCACGCAGGGUCAACGGAAGGUCCCUGGGUCGAGUCAGCCGCAAAAAAGCCAGUUCGAGGAGGAGGUUCUCGAGAAGUUGACCCAGGACAUGAAUGGGUUGAAGCAGAAUAAUUCAGAAAAAGAUCAACAAUGGGAGCGUCCGCCGCUCGGCGAGUUUGAUGCUUCAAAGGACAACAUUUGUUUCCAACAGAUUGAUGCGGAGGAGGGCGCAGUUCAUGGCGGGAAGACCGCGGUUCGACUAUUUGGUGUCACCGAAGCUGGCCAGUCCGUUCUGCUUCAUGUCACCGGAUUCCAACACUACCUUUACAUCGCCGCCCCUGUGAACUUCACGAAAGACGAUUGCGAGCCCUACCGAGCAUUCCUUGAAAGUCGGAUCGGACAAUUUCAACCUACAAUUCAGUCGGUACAGAUAACGAUGAGAGAGAAUAUCUAUGGCUUUCAGGGCAAUCAAAAGAGUUACUAUCUCAAGAUCACAGUGACGGAACCGAAGCACAUCAGCAGAUUGCGGAGUGCCUUGGAGAGCGGAGGUGCGCAGAGUCUCAACUACAAGGGGCUUUGGAACAACGCAGAGGGUGGAUUUCUCACAUUCGACAACAUUCAAUACCUUCUGCGAUUCAUGAUUGAUGUAGACAUCUCGGGCAUGUCGUGGGUUGAGGCAACGGCCGGCAAGUACCGACUAUUCGGUCCUCGUGAGAAGAUAUCGAAUUGCCAGAUUGAAGCGAGCAUAGAUUAUCGAGAUCUAAUAUCGCAUCACCCCACCGGAGAAUGGGCUAAGAUGGCACCGCUUCGCAUCCUUUCCUUCGAUAUCGAAUGCGCUGGUCGCAAGGGAAUCUUUCCAGAACCGAAUCACGACCCCGUCAUCCAGAUUGCCAAUGUCGUUACGCGUUACGGAGAGUCGAAGCCUUUCAUUCGCAAUGUCUUCGUCCUGGACACCUGCAGCCUCAUUGUUAACACCCAGGUUCUAGAGUUCCAGGAUGAAUCCAAAAUGCUCAUGGCCUGGCGCGAUUUUGUGGAGAAGGUAGACCCGGACGUCAUUAUUGGAUACAAUAUUGCCAACUUCGAUUUCCCGUAUCUUUUGGAUCGCGCCAAGCAUUUGAAGUGCACCGGAUUCCCUUACUGGACACGACUGAAUGGGGUAAUGUCCCAGGCCAAGGACACGAACUUUUCCAGCAAGCAGAUGGGCAACCGUGACACCAAGUCUACCAACACCAAUGGCCGGAUUCAAUUGGAUUUGCUUCAGUUGGUACAAAGAGAUCAUCAUCUGCGGAGUUACACGCUUAACUCCGUGUCCUACGAAUUCUUGGGAGAACAGAAGGAAGACGUGCAUCACACGAUGAUCACUGAGCUCUAUAACGGCACGCCAGACUCCAGGCGAAGAUUGGCUGUCUACUGUUUGAAGGAUGCAUAUUUGCCGCAGAGACUGAUGGACAAGCUUAUGUGCUUGGUUAACUAUACUGAGAUGGCAAGAGUCACGGGUGUUCCUUUCAAUUUCUUGUUGUCCAGAGGUCAACAGGUCAAGUUCAUCAGCCAACUGUUCCGAAAAGCACUGGAACAACAACUUGUUAUUCCCAAUAUGAAGUCCACGGAUGAGCAGGAUUAUGAAGGUGCCACUGUCAUCGAGCCCGUCAGGGGCUAUUAUGGCGUGCCCAUUGCAACGCUCGAUUUCGCAUCGCUGUAUCCUUCUAUCAUUCAAGCACAUAACCUGUGCUACACGACACUGCUGAACAAGAGCAGUGUAGAGCGACUCAAGCUCAAGAAGGAUGAGGACUACAUCGUGACACCAAACGGCGAUAUGUUUUGUACAGCCAACGUCCGCAAGGGUCUUCUGUCACAGAUUCUUGAGGAAUUAUUGACAGCCAGAAAGCGGGCAAAGAAAGAACUUGCCGUGGAAACCGACCCGUUCAAGAAGGCCGUCUUGAACGGAAGACAGCUUGCUCUGAAGAUCAGUGCCAACAGUGUCUACGGUCUCACAGGUGCCACUGUCGGAAAGCUGCCAUGCUUGCCUAUCGCUAGUAGUACAACCAGUUAUGGUCGUCAAAUGAUCGAAAAAACGAAACAGGAGGUCGAAGCUAGAUAUACCAUCGCCAAUGGAUAUUCGCAUGACGCCAAGGUCAUUUACGGAGACACUGACUCUGUUAUGGUCAAGUUUGGCGUGGACUCGCUAGAGGAGGCAAUGAAGCUUGGACAAGAGGCAUCUGAGUAUGUCUCUUCGAAAUUCCUUAAGCCCAUCAAGCUUGAGUUCGAGAAGGUCUACUUCCCGUAUCUCCUCAUCAAUAAGAAGAGAUAUGCCGGUUUGUACUGGACGAACCCUAAGAAGUAUGACAAAAUGGACACCAAAGGUAUCGAGACAGUUCGCCGUGACAAUUGCUUGUUGGUGCAGAAUGUCAUCGAGACGGUUUUGCAUAAGAUCCUCAUUGAUCGGGAUAUCGAUGGUGCCCAGGAUUAUGUCAAGGACACUAUUUCGGAUCUCCUGCAAAACAAGAUCGAUAUGUCCAAGCUAGUGAUUACGAAAGCCCUUUCCAAAGAUGCAUAUACAGCAAAGCAGGCGCACGUGGAGCUUGCCGAGCGGAUGAGGAAGCGUGAUGCAGGUUCAGCGCCCACUCUUGGAGAUCGUGUCGCCUACGUCAUUGUGAAGGGUGCCGGUGGCUCGAAGAACUAUGAGCGUUCUGAGGAUCCUAUCUAUGUUUUGGAGAACAACAUUCCCAUUGACACCAAGUACUACCUGGACAACCAGCUUGCCAAUCCCCUCGGACGUAUCUUCGAACCGAUUCUUGGCGAGAAGAAGGCUAGCCAGCUUCUGACUGGCGAGCACACUCGGUCUAUCUCUGUCGCAGCACCGACAAUGGGAGGGCUGAUGAAGUUUGCAAAGAAGACGCAAACCUGCUUGGGCUGCAAGAAGCCCCUUUCAGGGAAAGAAGAGAUGGCAGGCGCUGUGUGUGAGUACUGUCGGCCUCGCCUUGGUGAACUCUACACCAGAUCUCUGAACAAGGUCUCGGACUUGGAGGUCCGGUUUGGGCGUCUGUGGACGCAGUGUCAGCGAUGCCAAGGCAGUUUGCACUGUGAGGUUAUCUGCUCGUCUCGCGAUUGUCCCAUUUUCUAUAUGCGUAUGAAGGCGAAGAAGGACGUUGAGGACUCUCAGAAAGAGCUGGCUCGAUUUGAUUUUGAUGCUGGUGCAUGGUGAUUGUUGAUGGCAAUAGUUGGUAUCUAUUAUGAUUGUAUAUGUAUCUCAUCACUUGUUUGGACCAGGGAGCAUCGGCGUAUUGGAAAAUCAUCGGAGUCAUGGUUUUAGAUAGCAUACGGUCUUGUAUGGUCAAUAAUAU